GUGUGGUUUUGAGAGGAGGCGUUGGGGGUCUCCGGUCGUUGUCACCUUCCCGCUGUGCUGGAGCUCACCGGAGCGGGCCUGGAAGGCUCACACCUCAAAGGACGCGGUUGUUCCCCCCUGCGAGGGACCCCCAGGGCUGUCCGAGGCCACACACUGCCCCAGCCGUCCCCACGAGCGGGGACACCCGCAGGGCUCUCCCCGCUCGGUGUCACCCAGCCCGGCCACCGGGGGCUGGCCCGGGGGUGCGGGGGCCUGGCUGGGAGGGUAACGGGGAUCAGGGGCUGCUGCGACACCGGGGGACGGCUGUGACCGCACCGUGGGACCGGUCCCGGCUGAGACCCGGGCGAGAGCACCGAGGCGGAGACCCGGCAGCGGCUGCUGCGCACCGUGAAGAAGGAGGUGAAGCAGAUCAUGGAGGAGGCUGUGACGAGGAAGUUUGUGCAUGAGGACAGCAGCCACAUCAUCUCCUUUUGUGCCGCCGUGGAAUGCUGUGUGCUGUUCGGGCUGAAGCGGAGGGCGGCCGGGUUCCUGCGCAGCAACAAGAUCGCAGCGCUCUUCAUGAAGGUGGGCAAGAGCUUCCCCCUGGCAGAGGAGCUCUGCAGGAAGGUGCAGGACCUGGAGCAGCUCAUUGAGAACGCGAGAAACCAAGCCCAGGGGGUCCCGGAGAACGUGCGCAAGGUGCCGAAGCUGCCCAACCUGUCUCCUCAGGCCAUCAAGCACCUCUGGAUCCGCACAGCCCUCUUCGAGAAGGUCCUGGAUAAAAUCGUGCACUACCUGGUGGAGAACAGCAGUAAGUACUAUGAGAAGGAAGCUCUCCUGAUGGAUCCUGUGGAUGGGCCAAUUCUAGCAUCUUUAUUGGUGGGGCCCUGUGCACUGGAAUACACCAAGAUGAAGACUGCUGACCACUUCUGGACAGAUCCCUCUGCAGAUGAGCUGGUCCAGAGGCACAGGAUCCACAGCUCCCACUGCCGCCAGGACUCGCCCACCAAGCGCCCGGCGCUCUGCAUUCAGAAAAGACAUUCCAGUGGCAGCAUGGAUGACAGGCCCUCCCUGUCUGCCAGGGACUACGUGGAGUCCCUGCACCAGAACUCCCGAGCCACGCUCCUGUACGGCAAGAACAAUGUCCUGGUGCAGCCGCGAGAUGACAUGGAGGCAAUCCCGGGGUAUCUGUCCCUUCACCAGACUGCUGACAUCAUGGCACUGAAGUGGACCCCCAACCAGCUGAUGAACGGCUCCGUGGGGGACCUGGACUAUGAGAAGAGCGUGUACUGGGACUAUGCCAUGACCAUUCGCCUGGAGGAGAUCGUGUACCUGCACUGUCACCAGCAGGCAGUAGACAGUGGUGGCACGGUUGUCCUGGUGAGCCAGGAUGGCAUCCAGAGGCCACCCCUGCGCUUCCCCCGUGGAGGACACUUGCUGCAGUUCCUGUCCUGCCUGGAGAAUGGCCUCCUGCCCCACGGGCAGCUGGAUCCACCCCUCUGGUCACAGCGGGGAAAGGGAAAGGUGUUCCCCAAACUGAAGAAGAGAAGCCCCCAGGGCUCCUCGGAGUCUGCAUCCGACAAGGAAGAUGAUGAAGCCACGGAUUAUGUCUUCAGGAUCAUCUACCCCGGGACACAGACGGAGUUUGUGCCCCAGGACCUGAUGGACGCUCCAGGGGCUGUCCUGCCCCCCAUGUGGCAGCCCAGCACCCGCAAAUCCUCCUGCUCCUCCUGCUCCCAGAGCGGCUCCUCCGACGGGGGCCCGGCCAACGGCUGCAGCCACGAGAGAGCUCCUCUGAAGCUGCUGUGUGACAACAUGAAGUACCAGAUCCUGUCCCGGGCCUUCUAUGGAUGGCUGGCCUACUGCAGACACCUGUCCACGGUGAGGACCCACCUGUCGGCGCUGGUGAACCACAACAUCGUGUCCCCUGAUGUCCCCUGCAGCGCCAGCGCGGGGCUCACCGUGGACAUCUGGCACAGAUACCUGCAGGACAGCUCGAGUUACGAGGACCAGGAGCUGCUGCGGCUGAUCUACUACGGCGGGAUCCAGCACGAGAUCAGGAAGGCGGUGUGGCCCUUCCUGCUGGGCCAUUACCAGUUUGGCAUGACAGAGGCAGAGAGAAAGGAGGCUGACGAGCAGACCCGGGCGUGCUACGAGCACACCAUGGCAGAGUGGCUGGGCUGCGAGGCCAUCGUCCGGCAGCGCGAGAAGGAGUCCCACGCCGCGGCCCUGGCCAAGUGCUCCUCGGGGGCCAGUCUGGACUCCCACAUCCAGAGGAUGAUGCACAGGGACUCGACCAUCAGCAACGAGUCCUCACAGAGCUGCAGCUCCGGCCGGCAGAACCACGCCCGGCUGCAGAGCGACUCCAGCUCCAGCACCCAGGUGUUUGAAUCUGUGGAUGAGGUGGAACAGACUGAAGUAGAUUCUCAGCUGGAAGAUGGCAAACAAAGCAAGAUCCCCAAUGGGACAGUCCCCAACGGCACGUGUUCCCCUGAUUCUGGGCACCCCUCUUCCCAAAACUUCUCCAUCACAUCGGGGUUCUCGGAGCGCAGCUUCAGCAACGAGGACAGUGCCCUGGAAACCACCAAAUCCUCCUCCAGCUCCCAGGGAAAGGCUGCUGGCUCCGACCUGCCAGCCCCACCAGACACAGACGGUGUCCAGCAGGAGAAGCUGCAGGGCCAAGACAGCCUGGAAGGUGAAUUUCCCACUGGUGGCAGCGUGGAUUUUGUCCCCAUGGGUGAGGGCUCGGCGGGGCUCCUGCGUGACAGUGACACUGUGGCCCUGACUGUGGUGGAGAGCUGGGCAGACAGCGAGGCUGAGAAGCAGAGCCUGGUGGAGAGUGAGGACAACCUCUCAGAGGAGCCAGAGAUGGAGAGUCUGUACCCACAGCUGGACUCUCUGACUGUGACUGAUCUGACCAGCAGUGAACCAGCUGCUCUCUCCUCCACGGGCGUCACCUACUCUCCAGAGCUGCUGGACAUGUACACGGUGAACCUGCACCGCAUUGAGAAGGACGUGCAGCGCUGUGACCGCAACUACUGGUACUUCACCCCCGCCAACCUGGAGAAGCUCCGCAACGUCAUGUGCAGCUACAUCUGGCAGCACAUUGAGAUUGGCUACGUGCAGGGGAUGUGUGACCUGCUGGCCCCUCUCCUGGUCAUCCUGGAUGAUGAGGCUCUGGCUUUCAGCUGCUUCACCGAGCUGAUGAAGAGGAUGAACCAGAACUUCCCCCACGGAGGAGCCAUGGACACUCACUUUGCCAACAUGAGGUCUCUGAUCCAGAUUCUGGACUCUGAGCUCUUUGAGCUGAUGCACCAGAAUGGGGAUUACACUCAUUUCUACUUCUGCUACCGAUGGUUUCUCUUGGACUUCAAGAGAGAGCUGGUGUAUGAUGAUGUCUUUGCUGUCUGGGAGACCAUCUGGGCUGCUGCUCACGUCUCCUCUGCUCACUACGUGCUCUUCAUAGCCCUGGCCCUGGUGGAGAUGUACCGGGACAUCAUCCUGGAGAACAACAUGGAUUUUACAGACAUCAUCAAGUUUUUCAACGAAAUGGCCGAGCGCCACAACACCAAGCAGAUCCUGAAGCUGGCUCGGGACCUGGUCUAUAAAGUGCAGACUCUGAUUGAGAACAAAUGAAGGAGCCGGGGCAGACGAGGCACCCAAAGAGCCAGGACUCCCCUCCGACGCCUCCUCCCUUCUCCUGUUUCUCCAAGUGCCACACCCGUGGGACUCAGGUGGUGGGACAUGUGCUGCUAUGUGAGCUGGGAGUCCCCUGGGCUCAGCACAGGCCCAGGCUCAGACCUUCUGCAGUGACUCAACCAAAGAUCCCUCCAGGUGUGUUCCUGUGCUGGGAGCAGGACCAGGCAGUGGCUUCCUGGCCUCGGAGCAGCUGCCGUGGCCACCAAAACUGCCCAGGCAUUGCCACAUCCCAGGGUGGAGCUCGGGGGCUGGGGGAGCAGGGCUUGGUAGCACAGAGGCAAAGCUGAUUCCUUGGAAAGCUGCUUCCUUGGGCAGCCCUUCCCUGUGGUGUGGGAAGGCAGCCAGCCCUGAGAGCCCAGGCAGUGCAGGGAUGCUGCCAGUUCUCAGCUUCUCACCAACACAAUGAGGUUGUGCCAGUAAUGGGGGGCACUUUGAUCACAGAAAUUCCUCUUUUGAUCUUGUCCCUCAAUGCAUUGCUUCCCCCUCAGUAUUAUCUUUUCUUAGGGCUCUGUUUUCUCCCUGGGAUUUUACAUUGUUCCUACAAUAUCUGAGCACACAAGAGGUUUGUGUCUGGAUGGAUUUUCAGAACAGCUCCAAAUUCAGCAUUGGGGUUAUUUUUCAAAAUCCAGCCUCUUUAAUGUUCUCUGAACACUGGGAAAUCUGGUCCUGACCUCCUCUGGGAACUCCAGGCUGGAGGUUUUCUUACCUGCCUUACUUUAGCUGCUUGUGGUAGGAGUCUGGUCUCUUGUUGUUCCUCUGAGCUCUUGUGAGGGAAGGGCUCAGAAGCAAGUCAGAGCUCCUGAUUAUCCUGACUUUCCCUCUGACAGCUUCAGGGCUGGCUGUUGAGUCCCUAAACCCACUGAGCAUCUCCAGUUUGGUCUUGGUGGGCUUUCCCCACAGGCCUGUGAGAGGAAAAUAGCCCAAGGUCCCUGAGUGGGCUUUGCUUUGGGAAGAUGCACUUGUGUGGCCACUUUUCCUGCACAGCCUGGAGCCCACUGCAUGAAGUGCCUCUCCAGCUGCUGUGUCCCACACAGGCUGCCCUGCAGAGGCUUCGGAGUCAUUUUUCAACUCAGGUAAAAACAAUACAGGAAAAGGAGAGGGGUGGGUGGAUGGAGGGUCCAGCCCAGCCCGGGAGGGCAGUGCUGGGCUGGAGCUCUCUCUGAGGGUACUUUCUCUCAAGUUUUGCUGCAAACAUUUGUGUUCCCCCCUGGUGCAAUGUGUGCUGUGUGUGUGCUCUCCUCUGGCCCUGCUCCUGCCUUGCUGCUGGAGUGCUCCCACAGGAGGGAAAGGGGGCCUUCCUCCCCCUGUGGAACAUCUGUCUGUGCUGGUUUGUGUUGGCUCGUGGCACGUGUCAGAUGUUGCUGGCAGAAAAAAGGUGGUUGUCAGUGUGCACAGGAGAAAAGUGCUGCUUCAGGGAAGGUCUGAGCAGCGUGGUGCAGUGGUUUGCUGUCUGUGAGCAAAUCAGCAAUUUCUGUAUUCUGGGACAUGGAGGUCAAAGCUGGAAAGGGCAGUGGCACGUCCUGAACCCUUUGGGGAAGGGGCUGGGGAAGGGGGAGAGCAAUGGGCAGCCCUUCACUCCUCAUAAUCCCAAAAGAUGUGUACAACAAUCUGGGAAAUUCCCUGAAGCAGUAAAACCCCAAAGGGUGCUGGGCUGCAGUAGCACAGGAAACAAAGAGCUUGAGAUCUGCCAGUUCCUGUGAGAAUCUUUCAUCUUUCCACCAAGCAAGAGUGAAAAGCUCGUGUCCUCCCUCCUUCCAGGCUGCUCCUGUUCCCCCAGGGCUCUAGGAAGGUCUGUCACCUGCCUAGAGGGAAAGGGAAGUGUCUGUCCUCCCUUUCCUGAGGGCCAGGGACCUACAGGUCACCUCAAACACCACCUGACCAAGCAACAUUGCUGACACUAAACCUUUCAAGCUUCUUUCCUUGGUUUUUAAACAAAAACAGCCAAGAAAUUCUGCACAAUAUUUGCUGUCUGUAUUAACUGAGAGUGUCUUUGGGCCGCUCAAUAGCAGUGUUUUUUUUGAAUAAUUUCUUGGGGGGGGAAAAAGUAUUUAUUUAUUGAUUGUACCUGACUGUGUGUCCUUGUGUGCUGGCGUGUGAGUGCGCUCUGUUGUGCAAAUGGAGAUAGAAAUUUUCAAUGUUAUUUACGAUAUCUUGUAAAUGUUUACCAGAGAAUCGUGUCUAUAUAUAAUAUAUAUACAGUAUAGAGAGAAAAUAUGUCAACUAAGUGGGUUAUUUUUUGAGGGGGGGGGCGGGUGAGAAAUCUUUUGCUUCUAAGAACUGUGUGGUUUCUAUAGCACCUAUUCCAUGAUGUGCCAAUCUGUCACUGUCCCUGUGCUGGGAGAGCUGUUCUGGUGGGGCAACAGGAAGCUCAGAGCAGAGCCACCAUCACAACCUCAGUUUGGCUUCACCUUGGUUCUGACUUUAAGACUGGACAAGAGGAAAAAAAAAAGAGGGAACACUAAUAUAAAAAAGAUAUAUUUCAGCUGUAUCCUGGGCAAGUUCUUGUGCAUGUGGGGACCCACAGGGAGACCCCACUAGGAGCCUGGGGCACUCUUUGAUGGUUAAAAGCUGUUAAGAAGCUGAAAGACAAAGGUUUUGCUGUGGAGCUGUUUGUGGGUCUUCUCUGGGCUCAGCCUCUCCUGCCCCCCUGCUGGAUCCCGAUGAGAUAAAGCCUUGUUCUGGAAUUCUGACAGGGCGGUCGUGGUGCUGGAAGCCAGCAGGGAUCUCUCCCAGCUGUGCAGCCCGGGAUGGCCUGUUUGCCACGCAGGAGAAGCCUGUCACCAGGCUUGUCCAUAUACAGUAAUCUUGUCUGGCCCCUUGGGGAAGAGGAAUGUCUCAUCCCAGCAGCUCUGUGCAGCUGAAAUCCUCCCCCACAAUGGCACUGCCAGCCCAGGACUAUUUUAGCCUCUUGUUGGCUCUGUGGGAACAGGGGCUGGAGCUCUGUGCCUUAAACUGACAGAGGGCAGGGUUAGAUUGGAUUUUAGGGAGAAAUUCUGCACUAUAAGGCACUGGCACACCCUGGAUCCCUGGAAGUGUCCCAGGCCAGGUUGGACAGGGCUUGGAGCAACCUGGGCUGGUGGAAGGUGUCCCUGCCCAUGGCAGGGGGUGGAACUGGGUGAUCUCUAAGUUUCCUUCCAACCCCAACCAUUCCAUAACUCCAUGCCUUCUGAGGAGAUUGCUGCA
Messenger RNA from Passer domesticus (house sparrow), 6861 nucleotides. RefSeq names its product small G protein signaling modulator 1 (gene SGSM1). Gene Ontology annotation, biological process: activation of GTPase activity. The transcript is spliced from 25 exons. The record is from RefSeq and is a predicted model, not a curated record. The coding region runs from base 412 to 3615 and encodes 1067 amino acids. Gene Ontology annotation, molecular function: GTPase activator activity. NCBI's taxonomy places the organism in Eukaryota, Metazoa, Chordata, Aves, Passeriformes, Passeridae.